This is a messenger RNA of Bolinopsis microptera, 1063 nucleotides long. Its product is annotated as kielin/chordin-like protein. The coding region runs from base 164 to 733 and encodes 189 amino acids. Lineage: Eukaryota; Metazoa; Ctenophora; Tentaculata; Lobata; Bolinopsidae. The transcript has 4 exons. Gene Ontology annotation, molecular function: protein binding. The record is from RefSeq and is a predicted model, not a curated record.
AACAAUAGCUUUGAGUUUGUCUGUUGGCCUACCAACGAGAUAUACGUACCUCGUACUGAUACAAGAAGACGAACGAAUAGGAAUUUAGUCUAGAAUUUAUUACAUUCCAUCUUGAAAUUCCUUUGUUGAGCAGAACGAGCUUAGAUCGUAUUAUUCUGACACUAUGUUGGUUCAGUUUGCUAUUUCUUUGAUUGGUAUUUGCCUGUUCACGAAUCCCGUGAUAAGGGCUAACCCAGUGGGGGCUAGCCAAGUGGGCUGCAGCCAUGAUGGACGUGCUUACAAUGUUGGCGAAACCAUUGUUAUUGAUUGCGACAACUGUGUUUGUGAACCAGGGUUGAUCGUGUGCCCGAAGGAACCAUCCUGUCCCCGAAAGUGUUUCUUCAAAGGAAACCACCACCAGGAUGGAGAUAGUUGGAGAGACAAUGGCACGUGCGAUACGUGUUCUUGUAACGACGGGACUGUUGUUUGUAUCAACAAAGAUUGCAGCAGCUCUUGUACCGUAAACGGAAGGCACUACGAUGUGGGAGAGAUCUAUGUUAAGAACUGUGAGAAAUGUGAGUGUUUGGGUUACAACAAGGUCAAGUGUGACCAUAAUUUCUGUCCUUGUAUCAUUGGAAAUGAAAUCGUCCAGCAUGGAGAGGAUUAUACAGAUGUGACUGAUGUUCGAGGAACACUGGUGUAUAUAUGUACUGAUGGGAGAAUAAGCGAAAUGAGUGAUAAUAGACAUGGUUGAAGAGUGCUAGGGAUUUGACUGAUGGACAGAUUUAAUCUACAUUAUUAACUGCAUGUGUAGUGAGAUGUAGGGAAUAGAUACAUAAUUAACAAUAAUUAUUACAAAUAUUUUUCGAAUUAAUUCAAAGUUUGUACCUUUCUUUUUGGUUCUACUGUUAUUUUAAAAGCUUCCAGGCACGCGCAUUCCUUGCCCCGUUAGUUACCUGUCCUUCCAAAAUUAAACUAGCAGUCAAGGACAAAAAGUCAUACACCAAAUGGGCAUUAUAUUUUAUGAAUUGUUUUACAUCUUUUUAUUCUGUAAAAAUGUGCUAAAAUUAAAUGUCUUCUUUCA